Molecule: messenger RNA, 2614 nt
Organism: Frankliniella occidentalis (western flower thrips)
Lineage: Eukaryota; Metazoa; Arthropoda; Insecta; Thysanoptera; Thripidae
Biological process (GO): peptide catabolic process; proteolysis
Cellular component (GO): cytoplasm
Molecular function (GO): metalloaminopeptidase activity; zinc ion binding; peptide binding
Source: RefSeq, a predicted model, not a curated record
GGAUCACCGCGGGCGAGACCACCAAGUUCCCCGAGGGCUGGGGCUCGGUGACGGAGCGCCUGUGGACGCGGCCCAACUUCGCGCGCGCCACCGUCCUGGCCGCCCAGCUGCUGCCCGAGGCCGUGUGCCACAUCCAGUGCUACGUCGGCGUGCCCUUCCCGAGCAACACCAUGGACGUGGUCGCCAUGCCCUACUACUCGGACACGCCCGUCGUCAGCGCCACGGCCGCCUUCUUCCGGGAGAGCGACCUGCAGUUCGACCCCAACAUGGACGGGCUGCUGCUGCGGCUGGCGCGCGUCGUGGCGGAGCAGUACCUGGGCGUGAUGGUGACCCCCGUGCCGGACACGCGGGCCGUCAGCGAGGCGCUCGCCAACUACGUGGCCUCCGAGACGGUGCGCGCGCUGCGGCCGCGCGAGACGGCCGAGGGCAGCGAGCGCGCGCAGCUGCACCGCGGCCACGCCGGCCACCAGGGCCACCAGGGCCACGACGGCCACGGCGACCACCAGCACCAGCACGGCGCCACCACGCCCGCGCCCGCCACCACCGCGGCGGCGACCAGCGCCGCCCCGGCCACCGGCACGACCGCCCCCGCCGCCAAGGGCAACAACACCUGCCGCUGCCGCCAGUACGAGUCGGACAAGUCGGACCUGCUCGUGAACGCGCUCUACUCGGUGUACUACGAGCUGGGCUCCCAGUUCCCCCUGACGGGACUGACGAGCGCGCAGCGGCCCGCCCUCCAAGGCAUCAAAACCGAGCUCAUCGUGCGCAUGCUGGCCAUCACGCUGGGCGAGAGGACGUUCAAGGCGGCGCUCAAGGGACUCCUGGACGAAAAGAAGGACGGGUUCUUCUCGUCCAGCGACCUGUGGAAGCUGCUCACGCAGCACGCCUACGCCGCCGAGUCGCUGCAGGCGCCGCUCGACGUGGAGGCCAUCGUGGCCUCGUGGGUGGACAAGGACCGCUUCCCGCUGCUCAGCGUGAGCCGCGACGACCACGACAACAGCGCCAAGCUGCAGCAGAGCGUGUUCCGGCGUCGCAACUACACGCCCGAGGAGCGCGACCUGGACAAGGAGAACGCCAUGGUGUGGAACAUCCCGAUCGUGACGCUGACGGAGGGCCAGGCCUUCACGCGGCAGGAGCACCAGCCGCGCCUGUGGAUGAGCUCGCGCUCGGCGCUGCUGGAGAACGCGUCGCUGGGCGACAGCUACCUGGUCGUCAACCCGGAGGAGGCGGCGCCGUGCAUCGUCAACUACGACAAGCGCAACUGGGAGCUGCUGUCCAACGCGCUCAACGACCGCAAGUCGCCCGAGCUGCCGCCGCGCACGCGCGCCAAGCUCCUCCACGACGCCGUGAUGCUGGCGCACGCCGGCGCGCUGCCCUUCGGCGACGCGCUCCCCUUGCUCCGCUCGCUGCAGGGCGAGACCUCCCCGGCCGUCUGGCUGCCCGUCGGCAACGUGCUCGACCACGUGCGCCGCGACGUGGAGGGCACGCGCCUCGAAGACCGCUUCACGACCUUCCUGGAGAGCAUCCUGCGCGGCGCGCUGCGCAACGUCAACGACCGGCUGGCGGCGCCGGGGCUGUGCGACUGCAAGUCCCGGCAGCUGUUCGAGACGCGCGCCCUCAUCCUGCAGCAGCUCGCGCGCGCCGACAUGCAGCCCUGCAUCAAGGAGGCCAGGGCGGCCUACGAGUCCUGGGCGGCGUCCGCCACGCCGGACGAGGGCAAGCCCGGGCCAUCUUCGAGAAGCGCGCGGGCCAGUGGGGCAUCGCCGACGGCAUCGUGCAGCAGGCCAUCCGGCGGGCCGAGUCCAACGUGGCGUGGGCCGACGAGGCCUUCCCCAGCAUGGAGGCCUGGCUCGAGAAGUACCUCGUCAACAUCAAGAAGGAGUAGGGCUCGGCGCGCACCCGCGCCCGCGCCGCCGAGCCACCGGCUGCGGGACGGCCGACUGUGAGGACUCGGCGAGCACGCGGGUGCCUGGCCGAUUUUCGUUUGACGACGCGAUAAUGUCGACGCUCAGUAUCUUGAAAACUGUCCGAAAAACGCCACAAGUCGCACGCGUUUCGAUAAAAUGGCGAUGUCCGCGCGCUGCUGACGAUGCCACAAAAAAAGACACGCACAAUGAUUCACCCUCUAACAUGAUAACAGACGCAUCCAUGAGAUUGAUUCGUCCUCUCAAAUAUCUCCCUUUUCACCUGUCUGACCCAACCAUCCAACCCACACCAGACUCGUGGCAGGUAGUGGUCUUCACAGUCGCAAAAAUGUUUUGUUUUUUUUCUACACAGGAAUUCCCUUUGGCUUAUGCGCGGACUUCCCUUAGCUUUUCCUGUUUCACGUAAGAGAAAAAAAUAAAAAAAAUUCUCCGGUUCGUUAGAUACACAGAAACAACAACAAAAAAACACUCCCAUCAGAAACUGUCGGCUGUGAUGUUACUUUUUUGAAAGAGGGUAACAUUUAUGACCUUGUCGUCAAAAAAACUAUACCUGAGGACACCACUACUACUAUUACUCUUCAAACAAUGUCAUGACAAGUGCUCAUUGAUGGUGAUGUUAGCAGUAGCUAUAAUUAUAUUGAUAAGCAACUUAGACUGAAAACUUAUGUUACGGUAAUAAAGAAACCUUU